UUUCCAACCUUUCAAGUUUCAACCGCCAAUUAUCCAGUUGACAAAAACUCAACUACCAGUACCAGCCAUGAACUCGAAAGCUCAAAACUUCAACACCAUUCCCUCUCUCACAAAAACCCCAAAUUCAAAUGGCCACGUGUCUCCCGUUCGGCACCAUCCCCUUCAAACCCCACUCCCCCCGCCCCGCUAAGAUCACCUGCUCCUCCACGACAGCCCAAUCACAGCUCGCCAAGCAGCACCUCCUCAGCCUCAUCUCCGAUCAGGACCGAGGCCUCAAGACCCAGAACAACCCCUUAAAGCUCACCUCAAUCGUCAGCGCCAUCGACGACUUGGCUGCUCUGGGAAAAGAUAGUAUCACCACCGGCGGGUCGCUGUCGGCCACUUGGCGGCUGCUCUGGACGACAGAGAAGGAGCAGCUCUUCAUCAUCCAGAACGCUUCCUUGUUCGGCACGCUAACCGGCGACGUUUUGCAGGUCAUCGAUGUUGAGCAAAGGGUUCUCAACAAUGUCAUCACUUUUCCUCCAGAUGGGGUCUUCUUCGUCCGCUCUGACAUCGCCGUCGCUUCAAAGCAGAGAGUCAAUUUUAAAUUUACAAGUGCGGUUCUACGAGGGAAGAAUUGGGAGAUUCCAUUGCCACCGUUUGGGCAGGGUUGGUUUGACACUGUGUACCUUGAUGAUGAGAUUCGAGUUGUGAAGGAUAUCAGAGGAGACUAUUUGGUCGUGGACCGCGCUCCCUAUGCUUGGAAAGAAUGAAGAAGAAAAUGUUUGCUACUGACUUCAUUGUUGCUAUUGGUGCGACAUAAUAUUGGUUGUUGGGAAUUCUUGCACGACAAGUGGUACACAAAAUCUGGGCCGUACCCUAGCCGACCUGAACCAAAUCCAGUGAGCCCCGCGAUUGGGUCGGUUGUGAAACACAUUCACGGGUAUAUAACUUUAGCUAGUUGAAGGAUGGUCUUGUACUCUUGUAAGAGGACCUCCACUCUACUGUGCCAUGAUGAAGGGUAAGGGUAAGUAAGGACAAAUACUAUUCAUUUGAAUAGUGACUGCUUUAACAAUUUUUUGAUGCAUUCCCAUCUAUUGUCAUGACAACUCAAGAAUAACCACUAUUUACAUGAGAUAUAAGGAGAGGAAUUGGUAUGGGUUUUAGUAUGGGAAGUGAAGAACAUGGUUAGGUAUUUAUUAGAAAAAAAAAUUCUGAUUUGUUGGUAAUUUUUUUGGUAUUUAAAUUAGUCGUUUUGCCUAGGCAAGUCUUGUCUUCGAGCUGGCCCAGUUUCGUGGGCCUACUUCUUGCCAUGGCAACUUUUCCUUUGUGGAGGUUGUUUUUUGGCGCCUAUGCUCCUUUUUGCCAUGACAAAAGGGG
Messenger RNA from Prunus persica (peach), 1359 nucleotides. Its product is annotated as probable plastid-lipid-associated protein 11. The transcript has 4 exons. Lineage: Eukaryota; Viridiplantae; Streptophyta; Magnoliopsida; Rosales; Rosaceae. Bases 129 to 752 code for a protein of 207 amino acids. The record is from RefSeq and is a predicted model, not a curated record.